Messenger RNA from Frankliniella occidentalis (western flower thrips), 1052 nucleotides. RefSeq names its product protein KTI12 homolog. The coding region runs from base 125 to 985 and encodes 286 amino acids. Lineage: Eukaryota; Metazoa; Arthropoda; Insecta; Thysanoptera; Thripidae. The transcript is spliced from 7 exons. The record is from RefSeq and is a predicted model, not a curated record.
UCAGUGACAGCACAACCUAACCCAACCUGGUCAGCCUGCAGAAAGGCAUGUACAGACUGCUCCGAAUCUAAACAACUGAAAAAAAAAUAGUUUUAGGUUUGUUCAUUUAGAAUCUACUGACAACAUGCCUCUAGUGGUUAUAACAGGGAUUCCCGCAUCGGGAAAAACCACUCGUGCUUCUCAACUUAAGGAGUAUCUAGAGAAGGAGCUAAAAAAGACAGUGCAUGUUGUCAGUGAAAAUGAGGUUAUCACGUCUUCAAAUAUAAAUAAAAAUGCCCUCUACCUUGAUUCUUCAAAGGAAAAAGAGAUACGCAGCAUCAUUAAAUCUCAAGUGCAAAGACUUAUAGGCCCAGAUACAGUUGUUAUCAUGGACGCAGCUAAUUAUAUAAAAGGUUAUCGUUACGAAAUUUACUGUAUGUCCAAAAGUAGUAAAACAACGCAGUGUACACUCCAUUGUGAAACAUCCCCUACUGUGGCUUGGGAAUUUAACACAUCUAGAGAAAGUGACAAAUGCUCAGGUAAUGAAAAGUACACAAGAGAAACUUUUGAUGCAUUGGUCAUGCGCUAUGAGGCUCCUGAUAAUCGAAAUAGGUGGGACAGCCCUCUUGUUGUUGUGCAAGCUGAGGACAAUUUACCCGUUGAAAAACUUGCCAGUGCCUUAUUUGAUCGGAAGCCACCACCUCCAAACCUAUCAACACAAAAUGCUCCAUUGUCUGCUACUAAUUACCUUCAUGAGCUAGACCGAAUAACUCAAGAAAUUGUUAUGGUCAUACUGUCUGCUCAGAACCUGGGUUUGGAAGGAGAUGUAAAGAUUCCAGGACACCACAACUUAAAUGUUAUGCUUAAUGGAAACAAACUAACUGCAGCUCAAUUGGGACGCCACAGGCGUCAGUUCCUCACAUACUCUAAGAUGCACCCAUCUUCCGAUACCUCUCAAGUAGCCUCAUUGUUUGUACAAUAUUUAAAUUCAUCAAUCUCAGCAUGAUCUACAAAUCAUAAAACAUUUUGAUGAUUUUGACCAACACAAAUAAAUUACGUUUUAAAAGAAUAAA